AAGAACGAUUCUGAAGCAAUACAACAAUAUUCAUUACAAAUCAUUUCAAUUGUUAUAAACAAAGAACCUCAGAAAAUGAUGCGAUUCCAGGCUAUUUUCUUUUUGAUUGCAUUGACAACAGUAACACUAGCCGUCUACGCACCCACAGACAAACAUGCAUUAGACAGACAUGGAGUAGAAAAGGUUUUGCUGGUUGAAAACACAGUUGGGAGAAACAUAAACGGUGGUCGUGGUGGUGGAUCUCUUUCUGUCCUGGAUGUCAUUGAUGCAAAUAGACGAGCAGGAUCAAGAGCUGGAACAUCGCAUGGAAUAGGAAAUGAAUUUCUAACACACGGGUCAUCAGCCGGUAGAGGACUGCCCAGGGAUUCUGUUGGAAGCAGGACAUUUGCAUCUAGAGGCUCUAUAGCUGGUUUGUCUCGGUCUUUAUCUGACGACGACAGUGACUGUCAUUAUGGGUGUGGAGAUGACAAGUUAUGUCGUAUGGGACAUAAAUGUGUACAUGAUGGCUGUAGCAGCUACUGCGUCGAAAUUUCUUCUGGAAGCAUCAUUGGUUCAUCUAGAUUAUCAGACUCUUUCAGAAGGGGAAACACAGGGUCAUCAUCUGUCUUGACCAGGGUUUCAAGUAAUGAUGGUCAUUUAUCCUCCGGCAGUCGAAUUGGUUCAUCUGGUUUGGCCAGAAAUUUAGAUCUAUCUAGGAAUGGUCAUUUGGAAACUAUUGGUAGUAGCCGUGGAGGGUCUAGUCAUACAGGUUCCGAUAUUCUUGGCGCAAUUACCUCUAGACGAAAUGGGCUAGAUGUGUUGGACACAGUUUCUUUAAGAAGAAGCGGAUCAGUUAGUGCUGCUGGUUUAGGAGUCGCGUUUCAGUCAGUGUUAGGAGGAAAGACUGGUUGCAAAACAGACUGCCAUCUCGAUUCAGAUUGUCCAACUAGCAAAUACUGUGCAUCUGUUAAUUGUCACAUGAUUUGUAGAAGAAGACGUUCCAAAGGAUACACACCAUGAAGAGAAUAUCGCCGAAAUGCACAAUUUGAAUUCUAACUUAUUAUUAGUACUUUUGUAUAAAAAAAAAUGUUGAAAUCAAUUUG
Mytilus trossulus (common blue mussel) is the source of this 1082-nucleotide messenger RNA. RefSeq lists its product as uncharacterized. The transcript has 3 exons. The record is from RefSeq and is a predicted model, not a curated record. The coding region runs from base 76 to 999 and encodes 307 amino acids. NCBI's taxonomy places the organism in Eukaryota, Metazoa, Mollusca, Bivalvia, Mytilida, Mytilidae.